UUGUAUAUAUUAAGGGUGGCCAGUCAGCAAUCUACGGUGUGUUAAAGCAUCUCAGCUGGUCAGGCCCUGGAACUGCUCCUGAGCUUCUGCUCCAGGACACUGACUUUCAACAGGAUGAAGACUACAACUUGUUGCCUUCUCAUCUUUCUCUGCCUUCUCCAGCUGAUGGUCCCAAUGAAUACUGAGAAGACCUUAGACUCUCUACUGGAGGAAAAAAUCAAGAAACUUACCAGCUGUGAAGAUGGCUGUUUCUCCACUGUGACUAAGGCUCUCUCCUGCACUAGUAUCAAGGCCUCAGGCAGACUAGCCUCCUGUCCUCCUGGGACGGCUGUCACUGGUUGUGCUUGUGGCUAUGGCUGUGGAUCAUGGGAUAUCCAGAAUGGAAAUACUUGCCACUGUCAGUGUGCAGUCAUCGACUGGGUCAGCGCCCGCUGCUGCCAACUGUCCUGAGAAUGAGGAGGCUGAGAACCCAUUUUGGAAAUGAUGACUAUAAUGAAACCGCAAUCCCAACUUAGCAACCUGGUUCAUGUCCCCUUGAUGCAUUCAUAUUACCCAGUAAUCCUGCUUCUUGAAAAAUAAAGAGAAAUUUCACCUGCUUA
Molecule: messenger RNA, 599 nt
Organism: Phodopus roborovskii (desert hamster)
Lineage: Eukaryota; Metazoa; Chordata; Mammalia; Rodentia; Cricetidae
Product: resistin-like gamma
Exons: 4
Coding region: 115-450 (111 amino acids)
Cellular component (GO): extracellular region
Molecular function (GO): hormone activity
Source: RefSeq, a predicted model, not a curated record